Messenger RNA from Dendrobium catenatum, 908 nucleotides. Its product is annotated as mitochondrial inner membrane protease ATP23-like. NCBI's taxonomy places the organism in Eukaryota, Viridiplantae, Streptophyta, Magnoliopsida, Asparagales, Orchidaceae. Gene Ontology annotation, biological process: mitochondrial protein processing; mitochondrial proton-transporting ATP synthase complex assembly. Bases 63 to 653 code for a protein of 196 amino acids. The transcript is spliced from 5 exons. Gene Ontology annotation, molecular function: metalloendopeptidase activity. The record is from RefSeq and is a predicted model, not a curated record. Gene Ontology annotation, cellular component: extrinsic component of mitochondrial inner membrane.
AGGACCGUGAAAAAAAGGCGGAGCUAUUUUUUCCCAGCCGCCGAGAGGGAGUUUGAAGAACCAUGGACGACGGCAAUUGUGCUCAAACGAGUACGACAUUCGAGUCGGAAAAUUCUGCCGUCGGAAUGUCACAGGAAGAGUGUACGAAGCGGAUAGUGAAAAGCCUCAAGCAUCCAACUGUAAGGUUUUUGCGGAAGCACAUGGAGCAGGCGGGAUGCCCGGUGUGGGUGAAGCUAAUCUUGGCGGCCAAUUGCAAGAGAAAGGGAAUCGCCGGAGGCUAUUCCACUGGUAAUGGGAUCAUAGUUUGCUGUAAUCACAUGUCUUACCAAGAUGAGAUUAGCCAAGUUCUUAUACAUGAACUUAUUCAUGCCUAUGAUGACUGUCGUGCAAAGAACAUGGAUUGGAAAAAUUGCGCUCAUCAUGCUUGCACUGAGAUCAGGGCUAACCAUCUAAGUGGAGAUUGCCAUUAUAAACGUGAAUUGCUAAGAGGGUUCAUGAAAAUGCGAGGACAUGAACAAGAAUGUGUAAAAAGGAGAGCUCUCAAGUCGGUUAAAAAUAACCCAUACUGCUCUGAAGCUGCUGCCAUGGAUGCCAUUGAAACUGUCUGGGAUAUUUGCUAUAAUGACACUUCCCCUUUUGAAAGAGCCCCUUGAAUGCAUUUUCUUUCUGCAAUGAAGAAAGUAAGAGCUUCUGUUAUUAGGUUCAGUUAGAAGAAAAUGAUUUUUAUUAAAUUAGCCUAAGUCCUUACCCUAUACUCAAAUGAUGGAAAUGUAGAAUGGAGACAUACUCAUUUUUUGGUGCCUGGCAUGACCAGCCAUUGGGUGGCCCUCUAAGAGGGGAAAUUAUUGCUUCAGGUCACCGGACAAAGCUUACGUUCGGUAUUCACAGUACUGAGCUCGGUACUAUGA